AUGCCGCCGGCCACGCCUCUGCAUGCUGCGCACGCACAAGUCGCGGCACAUGAUGCGGCGCACGCCCCGAGGCUGCAGCAGCAGAGAGAUCAUGCAACCGAGGAGGUAUUGCUGAGAACAAGUGAAGCUUUAGGGCAACCUCAAAGAAUGACUCCACCUGCCACUGGGCGAAUCCAGAAAGCACGCAACGAAUUUUUGGUGUCGGAGAAAACAGGUCGAGCUGUGCUGGCGGAGAAUGAUGAGAACAGGCCCAACAUGGACGCAAGUGUAUCUGGGAUGGAUGAAGAGCAACUAGAUCCCAAGCAGGCUUUGCGAGGAAAGGAGUCAACAUCUUGCGAGGUUGGAAGCCUGCAGAAAGGGAAGGACGAGAAACGGUGGCAACUGGGGGACUUUGACAUUGGCAAGCCUCUUGGGAGGGGCAAGUUCGGAAAUGUAUACUUGGCACGAGAAAAAGCUAGCAAGUACAUCGUGGCCUUGAAGGUGCUCUUCAAGAACCAGCUGCAGCAGUCGCAGGUGGAGCACCAGCUGCGGCGCGAGAUCGAGAUCCAGAGCCACCUGCGCCACCCCAACAUCCUGCGCCUCUAUGGCUACUUCUAUGACACGAACCGUGUGUAUCUGAUCCUGGAGUACGCGGCCAAGGGCGAGCUGUACAAGGAGCUGCAGCGCUGCAAGUACUUCAGCGAGCGCCGCUCCGCCACGUACAUCGCCUCGCUGGCGCGCGCGCUGCUCUACUGCCACUCCAAGCACGUCAUCCACCGCGACAUCAAGCCCGAGAACCUGCUCAUGGGCAUCAAGGGCGAGUUGAAGAUCGCCGACUUUGGCUGGUCGGUGCAUGCUCCAAACAGCCGCCGGCAGACCUUGUGCGGGACGCUGGACUAUCUGCCGCCAGAGAUGGUUGAGGGCCGCGAGCACGAUGCCACGGUGGACGUGUGGAGCCUGGGCGUGCUCCUCUUCGAGUUUCUCUUUGGGGUGCCCCCCUUUGAGGCCGCGGGCCACUCCGAGACGUACAAAAGGAUUCUGCGAGUGGACCUCCAGUACCCAGCCCACCCGCAAGUCAGCCUCGGGGCAAAGGACCUGAUCACAAAACUUCUUAUAAAAGACCCCAAACAGAGGAUGCCUUUAUCGCAAGUCCUUCAACACCCGUGGAUCCUGGCCAACGCUGAACCAAGCGGGAGUUACACCUCAUGACCCCCGGUUCGCCUCAGCCUGCCUGCUCAAUGCUUGGAGCAGGUUUAACGAAUAGAUGCUACUGUUUACAUUGGUCCCUGAGGAUUUGACAUCAGCGGCCGGCCUUGUAGAAGGGAACUACGUUAGAUAAGUGCAGACGCCUAUUUGCUUCAAUCGAAGGUCCACUCUGGGCUUCCGACUUAUCGUCGACGAUCUUAUGCAACUAAUUCUGCAAAGCAGGUCCUUUUCAUUUAAGUCGUGUAUCAUCUGUCAGCACAAGCGUGUCAAGGUACCCUCGCGCAAAUUGCUUCGGAAGUGGACAGCAUUUCCUUUUAGACGAGAAUGUGAUUACAG
Messenger RNA from Klebsormidium nitens, 1521 nucleotides. Lineage: Eukaryota; Viridiplantae; Streptophyta; Klebsormidiophyceae; Klebsormidiales; Klebsormidiaceae. The record is from the annotation of a GenBank genome assembly.